GAACUGAAGUGGUCUCUGAACUCGUUCGGAUCCAUGUUAUCGCGAGAACUGAGCCGCUGUAUAAAUUCCUCUCAUCGAGCCUGGCAGAAUCUACACUCCUUCUUCUCUGGUGACUGACGGUGUUGUGGGCUCAAAACUGAGGUAUGUACGCCAAAAUCAUUUAUAUUUUUUGUAUAACACAAUUAUACCCUCUUUUAGCGUUUCAUUGUGUUUAAUUGUUGAGUUUAUAUGAGCAUUGAGGUCAUUUUAAAAUGCUUUGAAUUCACGGUUCAACAAGUGGUUAUUUGUUUCUUUUGAAGUCACACACGCCUAUUUUACAUUAGGAUAAAAAAGUUAAGGAAACGCUUUUAAUUUUGUCAACGGAAAAAAUUACAAUAACUGGACCAGGCGCCAACUUACUCCAAACUCAUGCGUGUCAUAAAGUCUCCUCACAUUUCGGUAGUUGGUUUUUACUCAAUAAGUAAAAACACCAAAAGCACAUUUUAUAGCAAGUUUUAUGUUACCUUUGCUAUUAAACUGAAAUAGUGGCGACAACGUUCUCAGAGAAGACUAAGGCAGUCUAAAACGUUCACACUGUUGUGGUAAAUGUAAAUAUGUAUAUGCGGAAACACCUGUGAAUUCUUUAAGAGAAGUGGAAGUGGCUCAUGAGUUUUGGUUUUUGUACUGUACAAAGUGUUUGUGUGCAUAUUUACAUGUGCCACUAUUUAUAUAACUACGGUGUCUUUUAAGACUCUGCUUUAUGUUCAAGUUUUGCUGCAAAGUCAAUGUGACUUGAAGUUGUCUGUUUUUGACCAAGAAGCCGAAAAGAAAAAAAGAUAUACUCACGUUUUACUCGGAUGUGAAAAAAUGUACACACACAAACAAAAACCAACAAACGCCCUACAGUACAAAGGGAUUAUUUUCUUGUUUGCUUUUCAAUAAAAAGCUACAAACUCUUAAUUUUAAGAAGCUAGAGCAAAGUGAUGUUCAAUAUCAUGCUAAAGAAACUAAAUCAGGAGAAAAAUUGCUGCUGAUGCACAAUAACAGGUAUUUCAUGCAUUUAUUGGAAGUGACAAAUGAUGAUUUUAGUGAAGUAAAUCAAUAUAUAGACAUUGGUGAAUGAAUAGAUAAUCCUGCAUUUUUUUUUUCACUUUUUUACAGAAAUAAAGAUAACUUUGCUAACUGCUGUAGCAGAUGUAGCAUAAAUGCACUGUCAUUUCAUAGACAGAACAGUAUUUAAAAUAUAUAUAUAUACAUAAAAGUAUUUCCUGAAAGUUAGUGAGUUGGGCUCAUUCAGGAAUAAUACAUAAGCAUAAAUUACAUAAACUGUUUGUGUCUUUUUAUCUGUUUAGAUAAAAGAAAAUGUCUGCUGGAAAAGCACAGAUUGGAAAGCCAGCCCCGGAUUUUACUGCUAAAGCGGUGAUGCCAGACGGACAAUUCAGUGACCUGAAGCUGUCAGACUACAGAGGUAAACCUCAACCUGUGUCUCAUCCUCUGAUGAGUGGAGGCUUUGAUGACGCUGGACUGUAAUUCACCGCUUUGAGAUCCAACAAAAUACUGAAUGGACGUUCAUUUACACAACUAAAGACUAGAAUUAAUGAACCUGUAAUUACUAUGUAUGCAUGUCACAUGACAGACUCACUCACCUAGUUUUGUCUUUCAUUUGUGCAGGGAAAUAUGUUGUCUUUUUCUUCUAUCCGCUGGACUUCACUUUUGUGUGUCCGACUGAGAUCAUUGCUUACAGUGAUGCUGCCGACGACUUCAGGAAGAUUGGCUGUGAGGUCAUCGCCGUCUCCGUAGACUCCCACUUCUCCCACUUUGCAUGGUAGCUAUGAGGCUUUAUUAAAGCGGCCAGUGAUUGUCUAAAUUCACCUGCAAACUUCUCACAUCUCCUUUUUGCUUUACUUUCUCAAAGGACCAACACACCCCGUAAGCAGGGUGGUCUGGGUUCCAUGAAGAUCCCCCUGGUGUCUGACACACGGCGCACAAUCUCCACUGACUACGGUGUCCUGAAAGAGGAUGAGGGCAUAGCCUACAGGUGGGUGUUUUGAUGUGAUCUGACAAUUAUUUCCUCUAAAUAAAUAUUCCAUUACCUGGUUUUGAGCUAGAAUUAUUCCCUUGACCAAAAAAAAAUCCAGAAAGUUUGUAACAUGAAAUAUUUAAUACAGCAACGAAUAACAAGUGCUCAAGUGUCUUUUGUUCAACACCCAGAUUGUGUUUCAGUAACUAACAGUAACCAGUAGAUGGCAGCACACAAUUUGGGGAAAAAAACAGUCGAUAGGAUAUGUGUAAUUUUUAAUUUGCAGUUAUUGGGUUCCCUUUUUUUUUUUUUUUAUACACAUUUAACUCAUGACAUUUUGAAAUUGCAAACUUUUAAAUUCUUCCGAGGACAAGCUACUCCAAUGUUCUCUAAUAUCAGCUCAACUCCUACCAAAGAGUUAAAAUAGAAAAUACAGCACUGAUGUCGAUUAAAUUGUCACAAAAAAAUUUAACUGUAAACAGUACUCUUUUUUGUCUUUUCUCUAAAAUACUUUUUGCAAGGAGAAGCAACGAUUACUGUUGUGUUGGUAACUUAUAGACUGUGAAGAAACAUAUAUUUUGGAGUGCAAAUACAUCAUAGCAUUUUGUAAAUUUGUAAUAUCGACUUUCAUUCUCUAUGAAACCCAAUUAAUAUUUUAGGUGGUACCUGAGACAUUUGCUAUUUUCAACCACUCUUCAUCGGUGGAGAAAGAGACUAUGGUGUAUUUUUUAAACAACAAAAGACAGAUGUUUCUUUUACACUUUGCACACCUAAAAUGUAAUUUCCUGUCUCAAAAUCUCUUUUGCGCAUGCUAAUCCUCACAAACUCACAAACUGCUCUUUCUGUUCUUUGAAAGGGGUCUGUUCAUCAUUGAUGACAAGGGUAUCUUGAGACAGAUCACCAUCAACGACCUCCCUGUCGGACGCUCUGUUGAGGAGACAAUGCGUCUGGUCCAAGCCUUUCAGUUCACAGAUAAACACGGAGAAGGUAACUUGCUGCUUUAAAUAUUUCACACCUUAAUGAAGAUCCUGUAUUUACUGCAUCUUACAGAUUAGAGCUGCACAAAAAAAUCCCAAUUCGUGUAUUCUAAGCAUCCCUAACACACACAACAAGAAAGUUUUUAUAGGUUAACAAGCAACACAUUCUCACUCAGCAUGAAUACAUCUAACCUGUUGAAUGGAAGUGUGUUAUAAUAGUCAUGCCUUUACACCAUUUUACAUAAAAAACAAACUAAGUUGCUUGCACUCUACUUGUAUAAAUCAGACAAAGCAGGAAAAGGGCUUAUUUUAAGUUCUUAUAAGUGGUGAGUGUCAUAUGAUCUUCCCAUUGAUGGUUGCAGACAUUAAACACUUACACAACCCCAACUUCUUCUCACUCAUUUCCUGCUUAGAGGUGAAAGAGAUUCUGUAUAUGAAAUAUAUCUGUCAUUCUGGCAUAAGUCUUCAUUGUCUCAUCUAUCGGGCCAGGACUCAUUACCGGCUUAUCUUUUCAGUCUGUCCUGCUGGCUGGAAACCUGGAAGUGACACCAUCAAACCUGAUGUCCAGAAGAGCAAAGACUUCUUCUCCAAGCAGUAAUAAACGCAGAGCCAGAGUCUGCAGCCUGCUGUAGAUUUCAUUUAGAUUACGUUACUAGAGAAUAUUUAAAUCAGCGGCUGUGCCUGUGGAGAAGUAGCAAGGAGACAGUUUUUGUAGUAAACAUGUUGUGUUUAUCUCCGUCUAUGUAGUGUAGCAGUACACUUAUGACCAAAGUAUAUAAUUGUAUAGUUAUGUUGCAAUGAUGUAUGCUGUUUACUUUGUAAGACUGAGCUAUAUGCCUGUUUACUCUGUCAUGUCAUUCCUCACAAUAGUGAAGUGAAACAGUCCACACAUGCUUUUUUAUUUGAAUGAAGCACAAUGCCCAUUGUUUGUUCCUCUAUUUUGGGUGGAAAAACAUUUUCUUUCAUAUAAAUAAAGGACACAGUUUGUAGCACUCCUUUAACAAGUUUUUACUUAACAAACUAGUUGAGAUAUUGAGGUAUUUGAUUUUGGAGUAAGCAGUUAAGUAUCCUAAAAGUGUUUUUUUUUUUUUUUUGUUCAAUGUCUUUGUUCAAUGCAUUUUUCAGAAUGAUAAGAGACCAAAUCCCAGUGAUGUAUUUAUUAUAAUUUAUCACAUCACUAACAUUUGAGGGUAUUUACAGAACCUUCAAGACAAUAAUAAACACAUGAAUAAAUGAGCUUUAGUUGCAAAAACA
Messenger RNA from Xyrichtys novacula (pearly razorfish), 4230 nucleotides. Lineage: Eukaryota; Metazoa; Chordata; Actinopteri; Labriformes; Labridae. The record is from the annotation of a GenBank genome assembly.